Messenger RNA from Euleptes europaea (tarantolino), 864 nucleotides. RefSeq names its product sperm acrosome associated 1 (gene SPACA1). The coding region runs from base 1 to 864 and encodes 287 amino acids. Gene Ontology annotation, biological process: acrosome assembly. The record is from RefSeq and is a predicted model, not a curated record. The transcript is spliced from 7 exons. Gene Ontology annotation, cellular component: acrosomal membrane. NCBI's taxonomy places the organism in Eukaryota, Metazoa, Chordata, Lepidosauria, Squamata, Sphaerodactylidae.
AUGGGGCUGCGGGAGGCCGGGGGCGCGGGGCUGCUCCUCCUCUGCCUGCUGGCCGCCAAGCCCGCCGCCUCCAUGAACGCCAGCGACGCGGCUUUGGAAGCGGCCCUGGACGAGCCGGCGGUGGAGCUCGAGGACUUGGAUGCAAAUAUGACAGAACCCAUGGAGGUAGAAUUUGGACCGUGCACAGUUACAUGCGGUAUUGGCAACCGAGAUGUUAUAUUAACCAAAGGAUGCCCUGGGGGUGAAUCAAAAUGUAUUGUUCGUGUUGAGGAAUGCAGAGGACCAACAGACUGUGGCUGGGGGAAACCAAUUUCUGAAAGCCUUACUAAUGUGAAGAUUCCUUGCAUUUUUGUACCUCCGGAAGACCGAUUUACGUAUACUUGGAAAAUGUUGAUUCCAGACCAGCAAUCACUGAUUCUUCCUAAUGAUUCAGCUAUUCUGGAGGUACACAGGGAUUCACAUCCAGUUGCCUUCCAGUGUGAUACAAAUGAAAAUGAUGAACUGAUUGCAUCUGUAAAAUAUACAGUGUAUACAACAGCUGAACUGGAAACAAGAAUGGUAAAGAAGUCAACCACAGAUAUACUACUGGUGUUUCUUCUCAUAACUGGAGUUGUUGUUUGCGUUGGUGGGCUGUUUGCCAUGGUGUUCAUCAUUCUUAACUGGGCAGCUGUAAAAAACUUCUGGAAAACAAAAAUUUUGAAAAGCAGAGAAGAAGUAAUACACAGCUCAUAUGCUUCAACAAGAACCACAGAAGACUCAGGGCAAAUGCCUACAGCAGAAAAUUCUCAGAUAUCACAACUAGGAAGCGGUGGUCAGGAACAGGUUUCCUACCCGGAGUGGAAUGCAGAAGAAGGAGAAAAUUAG